CGUCUGCUUGCGGAAGUGGUGGUUGUUGUGGACACUGUGCAUGGCGAGUGGUCCAUAACGGAAGAGAAAUGGCAAAAGUCCAGUCUCUGAAGUGUUUUAGGUGAGUGUGUGAUGUUGACGAAGCCCGAAGAGACGCCAGGAAACAUCCGCGACGCCGUCCUGCUAACUUACAGCUAACAGCUAGCAGAGGAAGCCAUGGCGGAGGCCGGAGCCCAUCUGACCUCCACCGCUGCGAACGAGCAGCCGUCGAUCUUUGAGGUCCUGGCACAGGAGUCUCUGAUGGAGGCGGUCAGACCAGCACUGAGACACGCCGUCAAGGUUCUGGCAGAGUCCAACCCGCCCCGUUUUGGCUUCCUGUGGCAACGCUUUGAUGAGCUCUACCUGCUGCUGGACCUCCUCCUCCAGAACCACUUCCUGUCUCACUGCAGCGCCUCCUUCUCUGAGAACUUCUACGGCCUGAAGAGGGUUUCGGUAGGGCAAGGAUUUCCUGUUCGUCUGGGGCUGCACAGGAAGUCACACUGGCGCUCUCUUCUUCUUCUGUGCCUGGUGCCGUACCUGCGGGCCAAGCUGGAGGCGACGCUGGCUCGGCAGAGGGACGAGGAGGACUUCUCCAUCCGGCUGGCUCAGACCAGGAGCCAGAGGCUGUACCGGGCAGCCGUGGCAGCCUACCCGUACGUCAGCUCAGCCUGGCAGGCCUGGAUCUUCAGCCAGCAGCUGCUGUUUGUCUUCGGAGUCGCCAGGACCCAUAAUCCCCUGCUGUGGCUGGCCAGGGUCAGACUGGCACGACUUAACGCUCAAGAUAUCAGAGACAUGGAGCUGAAGAUCAGCAAAACUGGCAGCCCAGCUGAGGGGAGCCUGCUGCAGAGAGCGUGGUGGUUGAUGUCACAAGCAGCGAGGGGCGUGGCCGUGUCCCUCUCCACCUCCCUCUCCAUGGGCGUUUUUUUCCUGCAGUUCCUGGAGUGGUGGUACUCCUCAGACAACCAGAGCACCGUGAAAAGCCUCACCUCCCUGCCCGCUCCCCCGCCCCCCCUCCACCUGCAGGAGGAGCAGAGCGGCCGGGAGCCUCCAUCCAUCUCGGCCAAUCACAGCGAAGAAACGCAGCCUGGCUCUGACAGCAGGAACUGCCCGCUGUGCCGGAGGCUUCGCACAAACGCCACGGUGCUGUCCACCUCUGGCUUCGUCUUCUGUUACCGCUGCAUCUACACGUACGUGAAAGCCAACCGCCGCUGCCCGGUCACCGGCUAUCCCACCGAACUGCAGCACCUCAUCAAGAUCUACUCGCCGGAGAGCUAGACCACAUCAGCUACACGACAUAUUCAAGUUCAGCUCCAGCGUGUGUGGAGUUUCCGACUACAAACUUCUUCAGAAAACAGUGGCCUUGUUUUUAAAAAGUAAAGCUGCCAUUAGCAGGCGAUGAGGCGGCUAGUUUCCCUCCCAGCUGAGUGCUGAAUGCUCAGGAGCUGCAGGGCUCUCUGUGUUGAAAUACUGUCUAUUUUAUGGGAUGUUUUCCUUUUGUAUAAAAUAAUCUUUCCAAUAUACUUAUAGUGUUUGAUACAUUGUUCAGUGAUGCAAGCUGAUGUAGAUGUGAUGCUGGAAUUCUCUUUAAGCUCACAUCACAUUAAUAUUUAUAAAUUCAUAAUUAAAUUGUUUUCUCAGUGGCAUUAAUUUUUUUUUUUUAAACUGCAGUAACUGUACAAAUGUCUCUGUUCAGCGUCCCAAAACCUACUGCAUGUACGGUGGCCUUACAGGCCAAAAUAUUAGCAGCUAAGCUAGCCAGUGGCUGGUUGGUGAAUGGGUGGCUUGAGUUUGUUCCUCUGUGUGUGUGUGUGUGUGUGUGUGUGUGACAGACAGCAACCUGACGCAGAUGGUUUCCUAUAGACUGAGUCCAGUUUUAGACUGGAUAUUUAACUUUGACUACUCAAAAAUAAAUAAAUGAGGGUUAAGUAUUGAUUAUUUUCUCAAUGAAUCUUUUGGUCCAUAAAAUGGUCAUCACAGUUUCCCAGAACAUAUACAUUUACAAAUGUCUUUGACCAGCAGUCCAAAGAAUCGUAAGAAGACAAGAAAACACAUCAAAUAUGUACAUCUGAGAAGGAACCAGUGGAAAAAAUGACUUAAAGGUAUAAAAUGUAAAUAAACUAAACUAAAUUUUAAUGUGGAAUAAACUUUUCUAAAAAGUCUCAACGACUACACCUAUGUUAUAUAUUACAUAAUCCAAAAUGUUUUCAACAAACCCAGAGAAAUCUGUUAUUUUCAUCAAGGUAACAGUACGUUUCCUUUGGUCGCUUGUCAAUGUCGUCAUAUCCCCUUAGCGCAUGCGUCAGCGUUGUAGUUGUCUGCCGGAAGCAGUCAUAAAUUCACCAAUUUUAAGCCAUAUUUUUACGAUACACUUUUGGAUCUUGGUCGUUUUUAAUUCUAUAUUUUAACCGGAUGAAGGAUUUUAGUCAUCGGACGUCUGGAUAUUAAUUUAUCAGAGAAACAAGCUGAGCAAACGUUCAGCAGGCAGCUCGGCUCACAGCCGAACUGGGACAUCCUUUGUCCGCCGAUCCACGUCGGAUAAACGCUGAUUUUCAACGUGAAACUGAUUUAUUCUGUGUUUUUAACGGUUUUAAUUAACUGGUCCAGAGGAAGAGACCUCUGCGGAUAAUUCGGCUCCCGGUAAAAAAAAAAUGAAAAAAAACCUCAACGAUUAACACUGAAGGAAUCCUAACCGGGAGACGCUGAGUGCAAUGACGGGAAUGGCGGUGAAGACAACUCCCAUGAUCCCACGCUACUACACGACAUCAUCACAUUACGUAUUUUGUUAUUGUUUUGACCCCUAGCGGCACAAAUUACAAAACAAAUACUAUAGUGAAUGAAUUUUUCUGUUGAUUGACUAAUGAAUUCAUGAACUAAUCGUUUCCACUCUAAAAUAAAUACGUUUGGAAAUCAGUAUUUCUCCUCCACAAUGUUAUAACUGGGGAGAGCUUUGAAACAGCACUGAAACUGUAAACUGAAUAAAUAAAACAUGAAAAAUCUUA
Molecule: messenger RNA, 3017 nt
Organism: Siniperca chuatsi (mandarin fish)
Lineage: Eukaryota; Metazoa; Chordata; Actinopteri; Centrarchiformes; Sinipercidae
Gene: pex12
Product: peroxisomal biogenesis factor 12
Exons: 4
Coding region: 196-1293 (365 amino acids)
Biological process (GO): protein import into peroxisome matrix; protein monoubiquitination
Cellular component (GO): peroxisomal membrane; peroxisomal importomer complex
Molecular function (GO): ubiquitin-protein transferase activity; zinc ion binding; protein binding
Source: RefSeq, a predicted model, not a curated record